GCUCUCUACGAACCCUGUGGUCCAUAGAUUGAGUCAGUCUUAAGUUGAGUCAGUUAGGGGGAGAGUCUAAGUGGUGAGGAGUGGAACCAUCCUGUGGUUGUGCGUCUAUCACCAUGGUUGACACGCGUACCAGAAUGAGCACCUCCCCUUACACACCAGAGCAAGAGGCGAAGGCCGCUGCCAUCCUGAAAGAGAGAAGAGAGAAGGAGGCCAAGAAGAAGGCCCUGCUAGAGGAACAGGCGACCAAACUAAAGAAGAUUGAGGAGGAGAUGGCCAGAGAGAAGGAGAGGUUAAAGAAAGAAGAAGAAGAGAAGCUUAAGGCGGUGGAAGAGGAGGAAGAGGUAGAAGAAGAGCCAUUGGAAAGGAGAAGAAGGGAGCAAAGAGGGGAAUCCAGUGGAACAAAGGAUGAUCAGUUGGAGAAAAAGAUUACAGAGUGGGUGGCUAAUCUAUCCCUGGGCGAAGAGGAAGAAGCGUUGAUGUAUGUGCCCAGGGAAGAACAGGAGGCGACGAUGAAAGAAUGGGAUGUCGAAGAAGACCCACUCACGCGGCAGGCAUUGGAGGAUGAGACGAGGAUGGAGUGGAAGCUAAGGCUCAUGAGGGAGAGAAAAAGGAGAAUGGAAGCGGUGAGUCAGGAGGCAAAGGAAUUGUAAGAAGUAAAGAAGCAGAGAGACC
This is a messenger RNA of Chara braunii, 672 nucleotides long. The record is from the annotation of a GenBank genome assembly. NCBI's taxonomy places the organism in Eukaryota, Viridiplantae, Streptophyta, Charophyceae, Charales, Characeae.